AUGACCUACGUCGUUCGGACACCGCAAAUUGACCUCGCUGCUAUCUUGGCUCAGCAGAACCCCCAUAUUGACCUCAACUUGCAACCAUACGAAACGUCGACGCGGAAUUUCCUCCACGCCGUUUCAAGCUACAAGAAUCGCGCAAUCGCGAUCAUCUCUGAGCGGAGGAACCAUCAACUGGCCGAGAAGAAGAGAUUAGCAGAGAAAAUACAGUCCGUCCAAGCUGAGACGAAUCAGUGUAGGGUCAAGGAGAUUAGCCUGCUGGCUGAUCUUGAGAGGGAACAGGCGGAGCGGAAGGAAGCUGAACUCUCGGUUGCUGCUCUGAAGCGUAGCCUCGCCUCCCUCAAGGAGAAAUGUUCUACGUAUGACGCAGAAAUACAAGAAUAUCGCGCUCUGAUAGACAACUUACGAAGAGAGAAAGCAAAGGACCGCUCUAUUUUGACCAAACAUGCAACAUCCACUAUCCCUGAAGUCGCCGUUUGCGAGGAGCAACUGGGCUGCACAAUAGAAGGCAUAGAGCGGGAUCAACUGCUGAUACGCUUCACCAAGAUCGAUACGGCAGACCCUGAGCGCGAGUUCAGCUUCGUCUUGGACGUAUCGGGACGAGCAUACACAGUGAAAACUUCAUCACCCGUGGUCCCGACGUUACCUAUCUUGCUGGAGGAACUCAAGACGACUAGGGAUAUAUUUUGUUUUAUACGACAGAUGAGAACGGCAUUUAGGGAUAUGGCCAAGAAUUAG
Messenger RNA from Pleurotus ostreatus (oyster mushroom), 741 nucleotides. It is a transcript of the gene SPC25, whose product is annotated as kinetochore-associated Ndc80 complex subunit spc25. The transcript is spliced from 4 exons. The record is from RefSeq and is a predicted model, not a curated record. Gene Ontology annotation, biological process: chromosome segregation. Bases 1 to 741 code for a protein of 246 amino acids. Gene Ontology annotation, cellular component: Ndc80 complex. NCBI's taxonomy places the organism in Eukaryota, Fungi, Basidiomycota, Agaricomycetes, Agaricales, Pleurotaceae.